Messenger RNA from Sinocyclocheilus grahami, 1003 nucleotides. Its product is annotated as CD48 antigen-like. The transcript has 4 exons. The annotation marks the transcript as partial. NCBI's taxonomy places the organism in Eukaryota, Metazoa, Chordata, Actinopteri, Cypriniformes, Cyprinidae. The record is from RefSeq and is a predicted model, not a curated record.
GGUGUUGUGGCAGGUGAAAUGAAGACUGUGUCAGUGAUGGAGGGAGAUUCAGUCACUCUACACACUGAUACUGACACACAGAGAAAUAAUGCGGUGAUAGAGUGGAUGUUUGGAGCUGAAAACCCAGAUACUGUCAUUGCUGAAAUCAACAGAUCAGCAAAUAUCAGUCAUAUUACUGAUGAGAGAUUCAGAGACAGAGUGAAGAUGGACAGUCAGACUGGAUCUCUAACCAUCACAAACAUCAGAACCACAGACUCUGGACUUUAUAAAGUAGAGAUCACCACAAAUAAAUCAGCAGCAAAAACGUUCAAUGUUACUGUCUAUGCUCUUCUUCCCGUUCCUGUCAUCAUCAGAGACACUUCACAAUGUUCUUCAUCGUCUGGAAGUUCAUCAGUGUCUAAAUGUUCAGUGCUGUGCUCAGUGCUGAAUGUGAGUCAUGUGACUCUCUCCUGGUACAAAGGAAACAGUUUAAUCUCCAACAUCAGUGCGUCUGAUCUCAGCAUCAGUCUCUCUUUACCUCUGGAGGUGGAACAUCAGGAUAAAAACACAUACAGCUGUGUGCUGAACAACAACAUCAGCAACCAGACCAAACAUCUGAACAUCAGUCAACUCUGUCAGCCGUGUGCAGCUCUUCUUCCCGUUCCUGUCAUCAUCAGAGACACUUCACAAUGUUCUUCAUCGUCUGGAAGUUCAUCAGUGUCUAAAUGUUCACUGCUGUGUUCAGUGCUGAAUGUGAAUCAUGUGACUCUCUCCUGGAACAAAGGAAACAGUUUAAUCUCCAGCAUCAGUGCGUCUGAUCUCAGCAUCAGUCUCUCUUUACCUCUGGAGGUGGAACAUCAGGAUAAAAACACAUACAGCUGUGUGCUGAACAACAACAUCAGCAACCAGACCAAACAUAUGAACAUCAGUCAACUCUGUCAGCCGUGUGCAGAUUUCAUCCCCAUUCAGACUGUUACUCUGGUGUUUGGUCUGAUCAGUGUUGUUCUGGUCUUUGGGAUGUUUG